AUGGAACUGGUGCUUGCAUUCGUACUCCUGGUCACAUUCGCCUUACUCGGGGUGAUUGUGAACCAUCUGCUGACGAUCAGAUAUGCGUGGAACAUUCCUUCCUAUCCCGCUAAGAUUCCCUUCCUGGGACAUGCUAUGAUGUUCUCCGGUAAGAACACCGAAAGAGCCUUCCGGACGAUGGCGAGAGUUUUCAACACCAACCAAAGAAUGACAAAACUUUUGUUGGGCCCCAUUCCGGCCGUGCUGAUUCACCACCCGGAUUUGCUGCAGAAGGUUCUCACCAACGCCGAGCUGUACGAUAAGCCAUUUCUGUACGACUUGAUGAAGCUGGGUCGGGGUCUCAUCACGGAGCGAAAUGGUUUGUAUUGGAAGCAAACCAGAAAGGCGGUUAAUCCAGCUUUUAGUAUGAAGAUACUUGGAGGAUUUGUUCCGAUUUUCGAUUCACGGGCUAAAGUUUUGGUUGAGCGGUUGAAACCUUUGGCUGAUGGUGUGACGGACUUAAAUCUACUCCAGUACGUGGCACAAUGUACUCUGGAAAUGAUAUUCAGUACAACGAUGGGCUGCCACUUACACGUACGUCCGGGAGAGAAGGAGUACGUUUAUCACCUGGAACAAAUUCAAUCAAGCCUGGGAGAACGCAUGCUAAACGUUGAAAAGCAAUUGGACGCCUUGUACAGAUUCUCAGCCAGCUAUCGUCGGGAAAUGAAAUCUCGAGUCAUUUGCGAUGCAUUCACCGACAAAAUCAUCCAAGAACGACGAGCUCGCCUUGCUGGAGAAAAAAACAACAACGAAGUAUCCGAAAAAAAUCUGGACAGCCUGGAGCAACACCUGAAGUCGAACAUUUUCCUGGACGAAAUAUUGAACUACAGACAGGAAGGCGUACCGCUCGAAGAUCAGGAAGUGUCUGAGCAUCUUCGCACCAUGAUGGCGGCGGGUAACGAAACAUCCGCUCUAACCACCUGCUACGUGUGCCUGUUCCUUGCUCAGAAUCCAGAAAUCCAGGACAAAGUCGUCUCGGAAAUGCGCGAAAUCUUCCACUCACCUUCGGUAGAGCUCAACACCGAAUCGCUUAAGCAGCUGCUCUACACCGAGAUGGUCAUCAGGGAAACCCUCCGCUUGGUGCCGGUAGUUCCCUUCAUAGCCCGGGAAACUGGUUCCGAAAUCGAACUUGACGGAGUCCACAUUCCCCGCGGUCAAAUACUGGUCAUGAACUUCUACAGCCUCCACCGGCGGAAGGACUUCUGGGGCGACGAACCGGAGCGAUUCGAUCCGGAACGGUUUCGGCCGGAAGCUGUGCGGGAGCGGCAUCCGUAUGCAUAUUUGCCGUUCAGUGCCGGCUUUAGGAACUGCAUCGGCAGUCGAUAUGCGAUGAAUUCGUUGAAGACCAUGCUGACACGGUUGCUGAUGGCGUUCGAAGUGAGGACCACCAUCAAGCAGGAGGAUAUGAAGUUUAAGUUUGAAAUUACAAUGAAGCUGGUUGGGGCUCAUACGGUGCAGCUCGUUAGACGGGAGCAAAAGUGGGCCGAAGGUGGUGGGAGUCAGCCGGGUGAUUUGUGGACUAAGUGA
Molecule: messenger RNA, 1566 nt
Organism: Ochlerotatus camptorhynchus
Lineage: Eukaryota; Metazoa; Arthropoda; Insecta; Diptera; Culicidae
Product: cytochrome P450 4c21-like
Exons: 4
Coding region: 1-1566 (521 amino acids)
Molecular function (GO): iron ion binding; monooxygenase activity; oxidoreductase activity, acting on paired donors, with incorporation or reduction of molecular oxygen
Source: RefSeq, a predicted model, not a curated record